GAACGAUGGGAUGGGAAAUUUUGGGAAUUCAAAAUGUCAUGUUGAUUGUUGAAUUUUAUGUCUAAACGUUUUGCAAACGUAAAUGUGUUAUAUUAUUUUAUAUAAAUGCAUCAUUGUACUGAUAAUAUAGUUGAACAAUAACGUAAAUCGUCAAUGUAUAAAUAUAACAUGAAGUUAUAGAAGUUGCUCAAUAUUAGCGUAGAGAAUUGCGUUGGUCGGGAAGAGGUGUGAUGUGCGACCGAUACCCGGGGUACUUGUUCGGUGGGACUCCUGUCAGUAGCUGGGACAGGAGUUUCAAUUCUUUGGAAAAUCAAAUACAACAGCAGUACAGAGGUCGCGUCGGCCCCCACUCUCGUUACUGGGGCAGCAUGUCGGAGGGGGGAGGUAUAUCCGCGGCCGGAGGGGACUCUUGCAAGACGAACCUCAUCGUCAACUACCUCCCACAGUCCAUGACUGAGAAGGACUUGUACGCCAUGUUCAUGACCAUCGGGCCGAUUGAGAGCUGCAGAGUUAUGAAGGACUUUAAGACUGGCUACAGUUAUGGCUUCGGCUUCGUCAACUUCACUCGGGAGGAGGACGCGGCGCGGGCCAUCGACACAUUCAACGGGUACCAGCUCAGGAAUAAAAGGUUAAAGGUAUCAUACGCCCGGCCGUCUGGUGACGACAUAAAGGAGACGAACCUCUACGUCACGAAUCUCCCGCGCGCCAUUACCGAGGACCAGCUCGAGACGAUAUUCGGCAAAUAUGGCCGCAUCGUGCAGAAACACAUUUUGAGGGACAAGAGCAAUGGCGCGCCGAGAGGGGUCGCUUUUGUCAGAUUCGACAAGCGGGAGGAGGCGCAAGAGGCGAUAGCGGCGCUAAACAACGUGAUACCAGACGGCGGCACCGAGCCGCUUAGUGUCAAGGUGGCGGAGGAGCAUGGCAAACAGAAGGCUGCGUACUACGCCGGUUGGGCGGCGGGAUUCCACCAUAACAGAGUAGCGCCAGCGCCGCCGCCGCCGCGCCAGCACAGCCUCGACCAGCUCGACAUGGUGCACCGGCGCGACUUCAGCGCGCACGGGCCCUGGCCCAAACCCAGAGAUUACGCUUGGAACUGCGGCAGUUGUAUGGUGCCUGAACCGUGGGAACGUUUUCCAUCGCCUCCGCUAGGGGGCAGCCACCCCAACACACCUCGGAAUGGUUGCAGACCAAACUGCGCCAACAGGCUGGGAUUCCCCAACUAUAUGCCAGGGAAAGGCACCCCCAGAUCGGCCAGGGGAGGCAGAAACCCACCCUGGGCGCCAGGGUUCGAAGAAAGGUACAAGGGCCAGAGGUGCCGGAAUGGCCCGUCUCCUUAUUGGUAGUCAGACAUAACCAUUGGAUUAAUAAUAGACGUAGAAAUACUUUUAAAGUUUCAUUCAAUUCUUAUAAUGUUAAGAAAGGAGGUAAUAAAGUUCGAACUCCUAUGUUCUUCUGAUAAAAUUCGUUGCGGGUUCCAAGACAGUCAGCCUAUCCCCGGGACUACUCAACCUUCACUGGUUGGGUUUCAUGGACAAACUGGAUCUUGGAUAGGAGUUGCAGUGGUGGGAAAGAGAGGUUGGAUUUGUCCUUGUCCCGUAAUUUUAAGAUAAAUAAAUGAUGUGCUAGUCUGUUUUAAGUGAUAAGACGUUGCGAUUGUAGAUCGUGUCAACUUGCGACAAAGUAUAGGUUUGCUUGCAUUUAAUUCUUAUUAAGUUUGGUGUCUGACGUCAAGUAGUAAGUAGUUGAGAGACAUGUCUUGGUAAAAAUCACAUGUCUCUAUUUGUCUCUAGUGUCUUCAAAGUAGUCCCUACCAUAUUUAUUAACACUUUCACAUCAUCAUGCGUUAAGUAGAAUUUUCAGAGCUUAGUAUGUCUACAUUUAUUAUUACUCCAAUUGGUUGAGUACUUGUGUACGAAGAUGGAAAUAGACACAUGCAAGAUUGAUAAUGCAUCAGGAGUUUCUUUAAUUUAUACCUUGGCUAAAGUACAUUGUAGGUUACGAUCCGUUUCCGGGUUGAUAAGUGUGCUUCGUCCUUUAUUCCUACGGAAAAUCAUCUACCAGAUCUCCAAGCCAAGGUGUUUAUGUCCUGGAAGUAUAUUUCUAUGUCUGCAUAGAUGUGUCUUAAUUAAAACCUUUUUUUAAGUAAUGAGUAUGAGAAGUUAGACCUCAUAUCUGUAAAUAUUAUUUAAGGCACUGCAGUUGAUUCAUUGUGUGAUUGUGUGUAUGCAAUUUGGAUAAUGUUUAGGUCACAUAGUGGAUUUUAAAUCUUUGCGGAAAGUUAUUGUAGUAUCCAUGAAAUAAAUACUUAUACUAUCA
Molecule: messenger RNA, 2316 nt
Organism: Ostrinia furnacalis (Asian corn borer)
Lineage: Eukaryota; Metazoa; Arthropoda; Insecta; Lepidoptera; Crambidae
Gene: Sxl
Product: sex-lethal
Exons: 9
Coding region: 231-1343 (370 amino acids)
Cellular component (GO): ribonucleoprotein complex; nucleus
Molecular function (GO): mRNA binding
Source: RefSeq, a predicted model, not a curated record